CUCGGUCGUGAUUAAACGAGCCCUGAGAGAUCGACCUUGCGCUCUUCAGACGCCUCGCGAAGAGCAGAGUGCUCGCACCUAACGCAACUACUCGUCGUAGCUGCAGGGAGACUUGACAUCGUCCAAACGCCGAGAGGCAUUUGUCCAGACAAGCCAGCAGUGGGCCAGAUGGGUGAAGCCAACCACUGUCCUAGAGAACCCCUGGCAGGAGCAGGUGCGCUCUGGGAGGCCAUGAGGGCACUCCUGCCAAACACCAAAGAAGAACUGAAGCUGGACCUGAGUGAGAAAGUGGAGAGGAGUGUAGUGAUGUUACUGCAGGAAGCCACCGAGCUCUUCUACGAGGACAAAGGAGAUGAGUGUCUGCAGAGGAGUGAGGUGAUUCUGGACUACUCCUGGGAGAAACUCAACACAGGGACAUGGCGAGAUGUGGACAAAGACUGGCGACGGGUCUACGCCUUCGGCUGCCUUCUCAAAGCCCUGUGUCUCUGCAAGGCACCUGGGGAUGCUGCCACCAUGGCUACCGCCCUCAGGGUCUGUGACAUGGGCCUACUGAUGGGGGCGACCAUCCUUGGAGACAUCCUCCAUAAGGUGGCUGUCAUCCUCCAGACACACCUUUCCAGAAAAAGGCCUGCCCACAGCUUAACCCAGCAGCAGCCCAGCACAAAGAAAACAAAGAAUGAUCAUGGUUUGAUUCCAGACCUGACAUUAGAAAGAACAGUCCCCCGGCUUCACUGUCCAUCCCUCCAGCAUUUCAAGAAGCAUUUUUUGGUUCCACAGAGGCCUGUGAUCCUGGAAGGUGUGGCUGACCAUUGGCCCUGCAUGAAGAAGUGGAGCUUGGAGUAUAUCCAAGAGGUUGCUGGCUGCCGAACUGUCCCAGUGGAAGUUGGUUCCCGGUACACAGAUGAGGAAUGGUCCCAGACACUCAUGACCAUCAGCGAGUUCAUCAGCAAGUAUAUCGUGAACGAGCCAAAGGACGUCGGCUACCUUGCUCAGCAUCAGCUCUUUGACCAGAUCCCAGAAUUGAAGGAGGACAUCGGCAUCCCUGACUACUGCUGCCUGGGCAAUGGGGAAGAAGACGAGAUCACCAUUAAUGCCUGGUUUGGACCCCGAGGAACAGUCUCCCCACUCCAUCAGGAUCCCCAGCAAAACUUCCUCACCCAGGUGAUUGGGAGGAAGUACAUCCGGCUGUAUUCACCGCAGGAGUCAGAGGCUUUGUAUCCUCAUGACACACACCUUCUCCAUAACACGAGCCAGGUCGACGUGGAGAAUCCUGACAUAGAGAAGUUCCCCAAGUUUACCGACGCCCCAUUCCUGUCCUGCAUCCUAUCCCCUGGAGAGAUCCUGUUUAUCCCAGUUAAAUACUGGCAUUACGUACGGGCUCUGGAUUUGAGUUUCUCAGUCAGCUUUUGGUGGUCAUAGCUAGGAGAAGGGUUGAAAGGGAGUGAGAUGCAAACAGCCUUUGGAUUCAGUCGGUUCUUGCUCUGUGCCCCAUCUGGCACUGGGUCUUGGUGUCUAUGAGACAAGCACACUUGAAGUGCCCUGGAGAAGCCUUCCCUGCCCAGCAAGAGUGGGCUGCAGCACCCGGCUGGCACAGAGCGGGGAGAGCCCAGGAAGGGGCAUGCCUCAGGCCAGGCUGUGGACAGCCCCCAUGGAGGCUCACAUCAUCAGAAAGCUUAAGAAGCUUAGAAAACAGGCAGCUCAUGCAUGGUAAGGCGUGAGCCCUGAGGCUGGCCCGCACGGCUUACCUGCUGUGUGAUGUGGCCAAGAUGCCAGUGUCUCCAUCUGGAAGAGAGGGGUCAGGAGGUGGCACGUGAGCGGUGGCAGAGCCCUGCUGCUGCGGGAACUUCAGCUAUUGCUGCUCAACCUACUUACUUACUCAUAUAUACUUCCUUAUCAAGACUGGGCGCCACAGCCUGCAAACUCUGGAGAGAGGCAUGGCCCUGGCCACAGGGAGGGUCUUCAUUAGCAAAGGGUAACCUGCAUACAAAGGUCUCCAGCUUGAUUAAUUUUCCACCAUGCACAUACCCAGCAACAGGUUCCUGAGUGAAGAAACAACCAUCACCAGUGCCUAGAAGCCCCCUCCUAUCCCUUCCAGCUGCUUUCUCCCAGGAGUAACUACCCUCCAGAGGCUGCUUUUAAGCCAGGGAUAGGCCCAGGCUCUAGGCUUUCUGUAAGCUUCUUUGUGUACACACUGGUUUAUUUUAUCUGUUUUGGCUGUUAAGACUUUCCCCAACCCUGUGGAUAAAGACAGGCACAUCCCCAACUGCAGGCACCAGAGAAGUCCCCUCACCCACAGGGUGGGAGAACCACAAAUUGGUGGACCUUUUUACAGUAUUCUCUGGAUUUGGACAACAUUCAUGACACCCAGUGACCAUCAAGUAAAAAAUCAUUCAUUCUAAACCAACCACAAAAAAAGACACUUAAAAGCUAAUAAACCUAAAAAAAAUUAUGACUCACUAACACUCAAAGAUGAUGCAAAUUGAAACAAAGAUACCUACCAAAUUAAUCACAAUCUUUGCAACUCACACUCCAUGUUACUGUCCUCCUGGUAGGAGAUCAGCCUGGCAGAAGUUUAGUAAAAACCCAGAACUUUGAAUAUUCACGCACACCUCAAGGUCUAAUGACCCCACUGCUAGAAACACACCCAAAAGAAAUAGAAAGGCGGGUGAGAUGUAUGUGCAGGAUGACAUGGUGGCACUAUUUAUCAUCACAAGACAUGGGAGACAUCCUGAAUCGUGUUGGUAAAAAAUGGCCCAUCAGUGCAAAGGAAUAUCACUUAGCUAUGAACACUUGGAGUUCUUAAAGUCAUAAAGAAAUGCUGUGUCAUGUCGAGGGAAAUGUACUACAUUCUUUUUUUUUUUUUUUUUUAGGUAGCCAUAAAUAAAACUUUAUUCUUUAAUUUCAUUUACAAGCUACCAAAUAUGUAUCAUACAGUGAAAUGUACUACAUUCUUAAUUUUUAGACACAUUUAAAUACUACCUGUAUACCUGUGUGCCUGUACACAUGUGACCUUGCAUAUAUAUGUACAUGUGUAUGUGUCC
This is a messenger RNA of Nycticebus coucang (slow loris), 3041 nucleotides long. It is a transcript of the gene KDM8, whose product is annotated as lysine demethylase 8. Gene Ontology annotation, molecular function: histone H3K36 demethylase activity. Gene Ontology annotation, cellular component: nucleus. The transcript is spliced from 8 exons. Bases 169 to 1419 code for a protein of 416 amino acids. The record is from RefSeq and is a predicted model, not a curated record. Lineage: Eukaryota; Metazoa; Chordata; Mammalia; Primates; Lorisidae.